GGCAUGAAACGCAACAGAGUGAAGCCAAACUGGUUCUGCUCGAUCAGAAGAGACACAGUGUCGCAAACCCUAAUUGCAGCUCAACCACGACGAAGACUUUCGUGCUUUUAGCACCAUUCUGGCUGCUCAUUAGUCUCAUACACUGCAAUUGAAUUGGGUCUUGUAGAAAACAGAGGGAGACGAACAAGAUUCGAGAAGCUUCAGGGCGUGGAGCUCGAACCAGGUCUCCGUCUCAGAUGACGGUAUAAGGAAACAGAUUAUAUAUGAAUUUGUGAGUUUGGGGGAAUGGUGAGUUCUUGUAUAAGUAAUUCGAGAUAUACGUACAUACAUGGCUCCAAGUGGCCUAAUGAAGCAGUUGACGUGCACCAAGUCAUUGUUAAAAAGAGUGGUGCAAAGGGGUUCUUAGUCUACUUCUUCGCUCUCGCUAUUCUAGCAAACGCUUUCCAUCUUUUCUUAGUUAAGGGCGGUUCAGUUAUCAUUCUUUUAUGGAGUUUCCUUUUAGAUGCAUUCCUUGUAAAGUUGCUUUGGAAGAGUGUUACAAAAGAGUCCGUUGUGGUUAUGCCAGCUUUUGGAGUUCAACUUGAAACACAUUUUAAGAGUGGAAAAGUUACUCGUCGCUUUGUUCCCAUUGACAAGAUCUUGAAACCUGUGCUCCUAGAAUGUGUGACUCCCGUUACUUGUUACUGGAGCCUGUCUUUCAUUGUACAUGGAGAAGCAGAUUUGGUGCUAGUUUUUAAGGAAUUACGUCCCCCUAUGAAAAUGUUGGUCCCCAUCUGGAAGGCCUUGUGUGCUGCUACUGGUAGUAAAGAAAGCUUAGACACAUGUAGGGAAGACGGAUGAUGAGGAUCAUGAAGUUUGCAUUCGAACUUUGGUGCGCUCAAGCAACUCUCACGAUCAAUCAGGUCCCUAGGAUUCCAACCGGUACAACUUCUAUUUCCAGUCAGGGAAUGGGGAGGAUGAUGAAGAGAUUGUGAUUUGUACAAGACCAGAGGCAAUUCCUUUAUUCAAUCAGUUACAGAAGUCACACUGUACAAUUUUCUGAUGUAGGUGAAAUCAAAUGUAAAUUCUUUUGGUAAUGCGACAUUGGGGCGUAGCAAUCUAACCAGUGCUCGAGUUGAUCUCAUUUAGAACUGGAAACUGUUCCCCUUUCUCUUGUCUUUUGUUUCUUUGGCUGUCGUUAUGACUUGAGGCUGAUGCUGCUUGCUCAAUGGAUGAUUCAGUUGC
Molecule: messenger RNA, 1224 nt
Organism: Fragaria vesca subsp. vesca
Lineage: Eukaryota; Viridiplantae; Streptophyta; Magnoliopsida; Rosales; Rosaceae
Exons: 6
Coding region: 286-840 (184 amino acids)
Biological process (GO): GPI anchor biosynthetic process
Cellular component (GO): glycosylphosphatidylinositol-N-acetylglucosaminyltransferase (GPI-GnT) complex
Source: RefSeq, a predicted model, not a curated record